AAAACUUGCUAAUAGAUACAACACACGCACUUUCCCUAUGCACACUGCGCACGCGAGUCGCACUCUCAUAUCUGCCGCUCAUCAAAAUCUUUCUCAUUUUACUCCGAGAAAGCCUGCUGUUUCUCUUUCUUGCGGCUCCGUUCAACUGAAUCCAAGUCCGACACUCAGAGUCCGAGUUCGGAAGGUAAGCGCCCUGAGCAGCAUGUCGACGAUCUCCGCCGAAGAUGAAGCCAAGUUUGGGUUCUCGCGGCAGGAAAUGUACAAAGAAAACUUGUCGGGGACUGUGGAUUCCUACGACCGCCACGUGUUCCUCUCUUACAAAGGACCAGAUGCGUGGCUCCCGCGUGUCGAGGAGUCCCAAGAGGAUCCUCUUCCUAAGCUGCUUGCCUCCGCUAUUAAAGCUCGCAAAAACGACAUCACUGUCAAGACGAAGGUUACGAUAUGUGGUGGAGGCGAAGGAAGUGAAGGGGAUGUGCUGAUUUUCCCCGAAAUGAUCAAGUACAAGGGUUUGAAGGACUCAGAUGUAGAAAGCUUUGUUGAUGAUGUUCUUGUCAACGGAAAACCAUGGGCUUCUGGAGUGCAGGAGGCAAUGACUGGAUCAUAUGUUUUUGUAUGUGCUCAUGGUAGUCGAGAUAAGAGAUGCGGUGUUUGUGGCCCAGCUCUAAUUGAAAAGCUUAAUGAGGAGAUUGAGAUGCGAGGACUGAAGGAUCAAAUCUUUGUCAGUCCAUGCUCCCAUAUUGGAGGGCACAAGUAUGCUGGAAACUUGAUCAUCUACAGUCCUGAUUCAGAAGGGAAAAUUAUGGGUCAUUGGUAUGGCUAUGUUACUCCUGAUGAUGUUCCUGCAAUGCUUGAUCAACAUAUUGCAAAGGGAGAAAUAAUAGAACGUCUUUGGAGGGGCCAACUGGGGGCAUCUAAGGAAGAAGAUCGGAAAGUCAAAGAAGAAAAGCUUCCCAAUGGUAAAGAAGCUGAGAAAAGCAAGAAACAUGAAGCUAACAACACUCAAGUCAAGGAAAAUGUGGGUGGUUGUUGCCAGGGUGCCAAUGGCUUUUCAUGCUGCAUGAAUGGAAGUGUGGAUGAGAAAGGGACGGAGAUCAAAGCACCAAGCAAAUUGUCAAGUUGGAUAGGAUCACUGGAGCAAAGGGACGUCCUUACAGCAACUGCAGUGAUUGGGGCAGUUGCAACUAUCGCAAUUGCUUAUAGCUAUUAUAGAAGGUCAGGCUGAAAAAUGCCGAGUAAUCCAGUUAGAUCUGUUUGCUUGUGGGUGUGUGAACCCAUUGUGUAGGCAACCGCAAUAGUGUUGAUGAAAUAAUCCUACGAAUUACUUUUCUUAGGAGGAUGAUGCAAUAUAUAUGUUAUUGGGGUGGACACGAAUAGCCUCCUUUUAGAAGGUUCAUGGAUGAAGUAUGACUCAAUCCCUUCACUUAUGUUGAUUGCUUCAGAAAUUAGAAUGCCAUUACUAUUGAUUUUUGGCAAA
Molecule: messenger RNA, 1474 nt
Organism: Mangifera indica (mango)
Lineage: Eukaryota; Viridiplantae; Streptophyta; Magnoliopsida; Sapindales; Anacardiaceae
Product: altered inheritance of mitochondria protein 32-like
Exons: 5
Coding region: 38-1222 (394 amino acids)
Source: RefSeq, a predicted model, not a curated record